Perca flavescens (yellow perch) is the source of this 2468-nucleotide messenger RNA. RefSeq names its product 1-acylglycerol-3-phosphate O-acyltransferase 4 (lysophosphatidic acid acyltransferase, delta) (gene agpat4). Lineage: Eukaryota; Metazoa; Chordata; Actinopteri; Perciformes; Percidae. Gene Ontology annotation, molecular function: 1-acylglycerol-3-phosphate O-acyltransferase activity. The record is from RefSeq and is a predicted model, not a curated record. Gene Ontology annotation, cellular component: mitochondrial outer membrane; endomembrane system. The transcript is spliced from 9 exons. The coding region runs from base 175 to 1308 and encodes 377 amino acids.
UGUGGGGAAGUUUUACUGUAGUUAGCCGACCGGCAAGUAGGCUUCACAUGUUGAAUGAAUGUGACAUGAAUUUAGAGUGAGAUUCAUUUAAAGACUGGUGUUUUUUUCUUUACUUGUCAUCUUUGAAAGGUUGAAGAUCUCUGAGGCAGGACAGCUCUGUGAUCAAGGUAAGUAAUGGCCCUCUUGCAGCAGCUGAAAUCCCAGUUUGUGUGCCAGAUGAUCAUCUGGUAUGUGUUCCUGGUCAGCGGCCUCAUUAUCAACCUGUUGCAGAUCUGUACUCUACCUCUGUGGCUGGUCAGUAAGCAGCUGGCCCGCAGGAUCAACAUCCGACUGGGCUACUGCAUCAGCAGCCAGAUGGUAGCGGCUCUGGAGUGGUGGUCUGGGACAGAAUGCACGCUCUACACAGACCCAAAGAGUUAUCUACUGUAUGGAAAUGAGAAUGCAAUUGUGGUUCUCAAUCACAGUCAUGAGAUCGACUUCCUGUGUGGCUGGACCUUCUGUGACAGAUUCGGAGUUCUUGGGAGCUCCAAAGUGUUAGCCAAAAAAGAAUUAAGUUAUGUACCUGUUAUCGGCUGGAUGUGGUACUUCCUGGAGAUAGUUUUCUGCAAGAGAAAGUGGGAGGAGGACCGAAAGACGGUGGCUCAGAGUCUUCAGAACCUGCGGGAUUACCCAGAAAACUACUGGUUCUUGCUUUUCUGUGAAGGAACACGCUUCACACCAAAGAAGCACCAGAUUAGCAUGCAGGUGGCUGAGAGCAAAGGUUUACCCAAACUGAAGUAUCAUCUUCUGCCCAGGACCAAAGGAUUCUGGAUCACUGUCCAAAACCUCAGAGGAACUGUGGCAGCUGUUUAUGAUUCCACGCUGAACUUCAGAGACAAUGAAGCCCCAAACUUGCUCGGAAUUCUUAAUGGGAGGAAAUAUCACGCAGAUUUAUAUGUGAGGAGAAUCCCUCUGGAGCUGAUCCCAGAAGAUGAGGCGGAGUGUGCUGCUUGGCUCCACAAACUCUACCAGGAAAAGGAUAGCUUUCAGGAGCACUACACACAAACAGGGCGUUUUCCUGGCCCCACAGUGAGCCCUCCACAGCGACCCUGGGCCUUGAUCAACUGGCUGUUCUGGGCCUGCUUGCUCCUCUACCCACUGGGCCUGCUACUUGCUCAACUGAUCAGCACUGCAUCGAUAAUGACCAUCUUAGCAUCUGUGGCUAUCUGCUCUGCAGUUUCACUGGGAGUUCGCUGGAUGAUUGGCCAGACUGAGAUCGACAGAAGCUCAAGCUAUGGGAAUAAAGAAGUUCCUCUAAACAACAACUAAAGACUCCUGACCUGCUCAGAGCUGCUUCUUUGCAUAGCUACUUAUAUGCAAGCUGUGUAAACACCCAUCUGGCAGGACUGGUCCAGCAAGUUCAACCUUGUUUCAAAGCACAAUUCAGUCUCAACUUAAUGCUAUACAAGCAGAAGUUCAAGAUAAGAUCAUGAAACUGGAACAUGGUGGACAGCUUCAUUUGGUAAAUUUAUGAUAAGAAUGUAAGAUAAAAUCAGAGUGUAAAUAUUUGAAUACAGUGAGUCAAGACAAACAUUUCUACUGGUAACUAAAGUCAACUUAACCAAGUGAAUGGACUACCUCUUUGAUUGUGAUGUAAAGCAUAAAUGGCACUUCUCAUGUUGGAAGAAAAAAUACACAUUUCCCUUUGUUUAAACAUGGGUUUAUUAAUAUUGUUUGUACACUGUAUAAGAGGAGCAGAAGUGGUGGUGUGGUGUUAAAAAAUACAAAUACAAAAUCCUUAUUUAAGUGAUAAAUUAUGUACUGUAUUAGAAUACUUGGCAAGCAGGAAGGCUUUAAAAUAGAUGCUAAAGCAAUAUCUCACCUCAGAUUCUACAUAUUGUACAUGCUUAUACACGUGCCUCUGCAAGUUGAGAUAAAAAUGAGGAAAGAGUCAUUGCAUUGAAUGAAUAGACACACUUCUCUGUUGCAUAACAUUAACACUCCACGUAGGAGUGACAGCUGAUCUACAAUGCCUCUCUUUAUGACAGGAAAAACAGAGAAACAAUAACUUAGAGAGUAAGCCUGUCUCCUACCUUAAUCAUCGGAGAUUCAAAUCAUACUUGCAGCAUCAAAGAAGAAAACAAAUCUGUGCAUACCCUUGCAUCUAAUACAGCAUACUGUGUAACACUUGAUGGUGGUGUGUACCAUAAUUUGAAUUGAAAAUUGUAGAGCACGGAGUGACCUUUCCAUGAAGCUAGAAAGAAAUGUUAGAAAAACUGGUGGGAUUCAUUACCCAGUGAUACAUGCAUCCAUUCAAUUGUUAAAAUUUGCAUCACAUACUUAUCGCCAAGACUACCAUGGACCAUUGGCCACACCUACAUUUUUGGUGGACAUCAAUGGAAAAAAAGGCUGGUGCAUAGUUUUCAGGAGCGCUUGGCUGUUCUGUGGGGGAUUAAUGGAAUUGUUGGGUCUUUGUAAAUUAUAGUGUG